CUCGGGCGCGGGGCAGCCGGGGCCGCCAUGGAGGUGUGCGAGAGCGGCGAGCAGCCGCCGCUGCUGCAUUGGGAUCGCAAGCUGAGCGAGCUGUGCGAACCCGCCGACCCCGACACCCUGCUGGGCCACACGCACUUCACAGAGUUCCUGGAUGAGUUCUCACCAGAUGUCCUAGGCCAGCUCUUGAAUGAUCCCUUCUUGUCUGAGAAGAAUGAAGUGAUGGAGGUGGAACUGUCUCCAGCAUCCCCAGCGCCACUCAUCCAGGCAGAGCACAGCUACUCCUUGUGUGGGGAUUCCCGGCCCCAGUCACCGCUGACCCACAUCUCGACUGAUGACAAUUUUAAUGAAGGUGACCUGGAAAAUGAGGACUGGUGUCUGGGUUCAGAACUGACUCCAGCAGCAAUAAAGACUGAGCCAGCGUUGUGCGAGACGUCAGGCCUUGCUCCCUCUGUCAGUCUCACUGUCACUGCCAUGUCGCUGGAUGGGGAACAAGCUGAGCUGCAUACUGAUGUCCUGAUGAAACCACUGAGCCAGAAAGCUCUUCCAGAGAUUAAAUUGGAGCCUCAUGAAGUGGAUCAGUUUCUGAAUCUCUCUUCUAAGGAAGCAGUUGAUCCCCUGCAUUUGCCUCCAACCCCUCCCAGCAGUCACGGCAGUGACUCUGAGGGAGGGCAGAGCCCAGCUAGAUCUCUCCCUCCUUCAAGCCCAAUUCAGCUGCAAGCCGCAGCUAAAGUGGCAUCACGCACAGCUUCAGCACUCUCCAAUUCCCCUCUCCUGACUGCACCACAUAAAUUGCAGGGGACUGGCCCACUCAUCCUGACAGAGGAGGAGAAGAGGACACUGAUAGCAGAGGGGUACCCAAUCCCUACCAAACUGCCCCUGACAAAAGCAGAGGAGAAGGUGCUGAAGAAAAUCCGCAGAAAAAUAAAGAACAAGAUCUCUGCCCAGGAAAGUAGAAGAAAAAAGAAAGAAUACAUGGACAGCCUGGAAAAAAAAGUUGAGAACUGUUCAAAUGAAAACAGCGAGCUACGUAAGAAGGUUGAAGUCCUGGAAAGUACUAACAGAACACUUCUGCAGCAGCUGCAGAGACUCCAGGCCAUGGUUGCUGGGAAGGUGUCCCGUUCAUGUAAGGCAGCUAGCACACAGACAGGGACCUGUCUUAUGAUGGUGGUGCUGUGCUUUGCAGUUGUUUUUGGCAGCUUUUCUCAGAGCUAUGGACCAUAUCCUUCGGCUACAAAGAUGGUGUUGCCCAGGCAGCAUUCCUCACCAGAGUCCUACACAGACUCCAUUGUGAGGUCACGGAGUCUGCUAAUUUAUGAAGAGCCUCACCAACUGGAGGAGUCGUCGAGCCCGAUCUCAUCUGCAGAUCGAAACGACAGGCAUGCAGACAGCACCAAGUAUGCGGCGCUAGCUCUGGAAGCUGUGCCGGUGAUGCAGCGGGAUGAUAUCAUGGAGUUCACAAUAGCCAACGAGACACGGCUAGAGAAAUCAGUGCUGCUGGGCUUACAGCAGCACAGAGUCAACUCUGAAAUUGAAGGAAAUGAAACACUGAAGAUAAUUGAAAUAGAUAGAAGAGUCAAUGCCACCUCUUAAAAAUAAAAAGGCCUUUUUUCUUGA
This is a messenger RNA of Lagopus leucura (white-tailed ptarmigan), 1614 nucleotides long. It is a transcript of the gene CREB3L2, whose product is annotated as cAMP responsive element binding protein 3 like 2. The coding region runs from base 28 to 1590 and encodes 520 amino acids. Gene Ontology annotation, biological process: regulation of transcription by RNA polymerase II. The transcript has 12 exons. The record is from RefSeq and is a predicted model, not a curated record. NCBI's taxonomy places the organism in Eukaryota, Metazoa, Chordata, Aves, Galliformes, Phasianidae. Gene Ontology annotation, molecular function: cAMP response element binding; DNA-binding transcription factor activity, RNA polymerase II-specific.